AUGGAAGGGUGGGUUCUUAGCGGAACUCCCAGGCUGUGGGUCUGUGCCUUCGUGCAAGGGUCGCAGCAUUAUGGAGGAUCCCGGCUGAUCCCCCGCAAAAGCGGGCGGAGUUUCCUCCUCUGCUUAUUGUUCGCGGCCCAGCGCCCGCCCAGCCGCCGCCCCGCCCGCCCCGCCGCCGCUGUGGGCGAGCUCCUGGGGGAGGGGGCGGAGGCCAGCGCGGACGGGACGGGGCGGGAGUCGUCGCUGCAGCGCGCGCAGGGCCGCAGCCGCUCAGACACCGCCCGGGCCGCAGCCACCUUCGCUUCUGGCUCCUGGCUCCGCGCCCCAGCCCAGAUCUGCGGCAGGCAGGAGGGACCGCCGGAACGCGACUCGGGAGUUCGCGGCUGUCGCCAGGCCUCCCCGAGCGGCGCCGACGCUCCGGCCACCCAGACGAGCGACCCUGCGCCAGCACCGCAGCCACCUGCUCCGAGUCCCGGGGCGAGGACAACCAUGGGCCCCACUCUGGCGCUCUCCCCGCUGCUGCUGCUGCUGCUGCUGCUGCCGCCGUCUCUCUGUGAGACUACUACUGCAGCUGCGACUGGCACAUCUGCUACGACCAAAACUGCAAGCAACACAGCAGAUUCUCCUACCGUCCCGAGCAACCAAGACCCUCCAGCCGCAGAGAGCAGCACAGCCUUGACAAAAACCACUGGUGGCCCAGUGACAACUACGCUUUCUCCAGCCCAGCCAGCCACUACAUCACCCAAAGGGGUAGCCGCCCCAAGCCAAUCUCCAACACUUGCCUCUACGUCGCCCACAGGCUCCAGUGGUAACCAGAGUGGUGACAGCAGUACCACGCCUCCCAGUGGCUCCCAGGAUGUCAAGACGAACACAAUAACACCAGCCGGUAGCACCAGCCCCACUGGUAACGACGGACAUCCAGUCUCCCCUGGAGGCAAGAACGACAGUGUUACCACAGCCCCAGCAGCCGCCCAGGGGAGCGGCCAUCUAACCACCAAAGCUUCCUUCCAGCCUCCCAGCCCCUUAACUACCUCAAAGGCUCCUCCUGCCUCUGCAACAAACAGCACAGCAAGCUCUCACCAGCCUCUAGCUACUCCUUCACAUACCACAGAGAGCCCUUCUACCGUUGUUUCCAACAGUUCUGACUCCGUGUCCAGCUCCAACUUCUCCGUGUCCCCAGGGAAACCUACCACAAACACAUCGCCGGGCACCUCCAAAGGGACUCCUCCUCCCGUCACCAGCCAGACGCCCGGCUUCUCUACCCUGCCUUUAUCCACACCACGGCAGACUACAGGGUCUCCGGUGGGAACAGAGAUCACGCCUACUACCCAGGCGUUCACACACUCCAGCUCUAAUUGGACUCCAACAGCCCCUCAAGGGCGCAGCACACCCUCCCCCAUCUGGACUCGUAGGGAUUACAAGCUACAAUGUGAUGCCGCCAUAACGCCCAGUGAGGAACUACUCAUCCUGAACCUCACAGGAGCCAGCCUUUGUGAAGGGGGCCCCCCGGAUGAGAAGCUCGUGGAACUGCUGUGCCAUUCAGUGAAAGCCUCCUUCAAGCCCGCUCAAGACCAGUGCACUCUACAGGUGGCCCCUGUUCUGGAGAGUCGGGCGGUGGCCGUGAAGAGAGUCAUUAUCGAGACGAAGCUUUCUCCUGAAGUCGUGUUUGAGCGUUUGAAGGACAAAUGGGAUGACCUGAGAGAGGCGGGGGUCAGUGACAUGAUGCUGGGGCGGGAAGGACCACCAGAAGCCAACGAGGACCGCUUCAGCCUGCCACUCAUUAUCACCAUCGUCUGCAUGGCUUCCUUCCUGCUCCUCGUCGCCGCCCUCUAUGGCUGCUGCCACCAGCGCGUCUCCCAGAGGAAGGACCAGCAACGACUCACUGAGGAGCUGCAGACAGUGGAGAAUGGUUACCAUGACAACCCAACCUUGGAAGUGAUGGAGACUCCUUCGGAGAUGCAGGAGAAAAAGGCGGUCAACCUUAACGGGGAGCUGGGGGACAGCUGGAUCGUACCUCUGGACAACCUGACCAAGGAUGACCUGGACGAGGAGGAAGACACACAUCUCUGAGGCGGCCAGCCACCCGACAGCACGACAGAGCUCCAGACCACCCAAAGUGCCAUUUGGACAGCGGGGAAGCUUCCCACUGGAGGAGGAAGAGACUGGGGCGGGAGAGCGGACUCCGAGGGCUGCCCCCUCCCGGUCCCCGAAGGGCCUUAAUUUUCCCUUUUCAAGUUCCACAAGUCACACUCUCUGUCCAGUUUCCUCAUGUAUAAUAACCCACUUGUGCCUGAGCCCAGAGCCACUGGAGGACGAGAGGAAGAUGGAGAAAGAGCCACGGAAGGGGCUUUGGAGAGAGAGCCAUGCUCUCCUCUAGUAAGUGACAGAGACCUUGGGGUCAAGUGACAUUUGUUUUCCCUCGGUCUGGUGCUUAGCUGCACCAGACCACACCACUGUGUUCCUUCUGCCCCUCCUCAAGGCUGUUCUGGGCAGGAAGGAUACUUGCAGGUGGACCAACGAGAAAGAAAAACCGGUCCCAACUGUCUCAAGGACAGGUCCCAAGUUUCCAUCCCCUAUAACAUGGCUCCGCCAGCUUGUACCCCACCUCCCAUGAUUCCGUCUUUUGGUCCACCAUUUCCCAGGGCACGACUUCGAACCUCCUGUGGUAGAUUCUGAUUUCCUUGCCUCUGCUUAGUGGGAUUGAGACUUAACCCACACAGGCCUCGCUCCCCAAUGGAGGUCUGCCGCAGGGGUGGGUAGGCAGGCAGAGAGAAAGGGGGUUCACGCGCAGAUGGCUUCCUCACGGCAGCUGAUGCCAUACUGACACGGGCCCAUCCCCCAAGGCACUCCUAGAAAAUACUCCCCCGAUGUCCUCUGGCCUUCUGCUCCCUCUAGCAACAAUCUGCAGUAGCUACUGAAAGCAAGAUGUUCCCCUUCUCUUGUUCACUGCCCCACUGAGGGAGGGGAUGACUCCUCGAAACCCAGUGUCCUAGAGCAAUUGUCUAGGGACAGGCCUGUCCUGGCACCCUGACUGGUCCCUGACAAAUGUGUCUCAGUAGACAAUCAACCGAAACUACCAGGCAUCCUUGUUGUGAGAAUUGUGUGGUGUGCGUUUGUUUAGUCCAGCUCCCCACUACCAGAGGCCAAAGCUCCGCUCGAACACGGGCGAUGCUGUUAGCCUCUUUCACUAGUUUUCACCCUCCUUUGCCGUGGAGAAAGGCAGGCCCAGAGCAUGUAGUUAAGGUGCCUCCAGCCACAAUCCCAGCGUGGAGCCAGGCUCUUGUUUCCCGUGUUCGUAGCGGCACCCCAGCUGUCGAGUUUCCGGUGGCAUUUCAGGGAAACACAAAGCCACUUGGCCUAGUACCUGGCACAGGAGUUUUACAGGCUCAGCAAUCGAGCGGCCAUGUGGAAGGCUGCUGAGGGCUGGAACGGCAAGGUUUCACCUGGUGUUCUGAGAAGGGGGAGCCUGUGGGGAGCUUUGAACAUGGUUUCACCUGGUGUUCUGAGAAGGGGGAGCCUGUGGGGAGCUUUGAACAUGGUCUGUUUGGUUCUUGGGCAUAAAUUCCUGGGACCCAUUCUCUGCUCCGGAGUAGCUUGUUUUUAAAAGACAGCGGGGGGGGGGGGCGGGGAGGAUGGAUGACAGGUGUCCUCUGCCUAAAUCCACCUUUACAGCCAUCACCCUGUGACACUCCCUGGGCAGCAAAGGCCGUCAGAAAUCAAGGCAGGCUCUCAGUGUGAGCUUGGCAGCAGCUGGACGGAUGCUAACAGGAGGCCCACAGCCCCGCGUGGCUGCUUCUCUCAGACUGCAGGGGAUGGCAGAGAGCAGUGCCAGGGAAAUUAGGUCGGCUUGCUCCCUCCUGCAGUGGGUCUGCUCUACCAUAGCCUGUGUGAGACUACUUCAGUGUCACAGUCACUGGGACAACGGCAUUUGACAGAGAGCAAAUUCUAUUUCUGCAAAAUGGUCACAGGUUGCAACCCCACAGCCCCUCAGAGAUGACUGCAAGAUUACAUAAAGGGUACCUGGGCUGGAGGAAUCACCAUGGCUCUGUAGGGUAGUCCUUGGAAGCUCUCACUAGGCUGGUCCAGAACUCCCUGUGCUCCCAAGUGUUGCCUUUUAGGACUGGUAUCAGGCCCCAGCUUGUUCUUACUGCUGGGACAUCAAACAGGACACACGGCUAGCAUCUAUAACAGUCGUCUUGCUUUGUUUUCACUGGGUUUUUAGAGCUGUUUGUAACUCAGAGUCUCUGGCUGAGAAGAGGAGGAGGAAGGGUUCUCAGCAAGACUUUUUAAACCAGCCGUACCAAAGAGAAAUCAGAACUCUAUUUCCGUGGCAGAUGGUUUUCCUCGCUGCAAACCCAAGGGCCUGAUGAUUGCGACUGAACAAAUCCAGCAGCUGCUGUGCUGCUGUUGCUGCUGCUUGAGUGGAGAAAGGAGAGACAGCUAAGCAAUCUGUAUCUCAGGGCAGGAUCCAGGCUCAUCUGGGAGACUCAGGCUUCUAACCUUCAUCAGAGAAAGCUAGCGGGCGUUUUGAGCUUUAUCAGGUUUGGCCCCCUUUAGGACAAUAUACUACUGUUGAAACUUUGAAUAUACUACUGUUGAAACUUUGAAGCGUUAAGUUGAAGUUGACAAGGUGUAUGCAUAUUUUUGACACUGUAAAUACAAGGGCCAUGAGUUUGUUUCCCCUGUACUACUUUCAGAGAGUAAAAUUUGGGAAAGCGUUUGAUAGCUAAGAGACAGCUAAGUGGUGUUUCUCUCCACAAGAAUGUAAAUGUCUUUUUAGUAGACACGACUUUUCAAAAAAGAGAACUAUAACAAAACAGGUUGGUAACAAAAAAAGUAUUUACUUUGUAGACAGGGCAUUUUAAAUUUUUAAAUAUGAUCCUUGCUCCUCCCCAGCCAAGUCUUAAUCCUACUUCAGUAUGGGCUGGAGUUCAGAAUGUGUUCAUCGGGUUGAUGGUCACAGGGAAAGGGUUUGGAAGAUACAGUUCAACCUUCCUACAGGAAAACACAUCCCAAGCCACAAAGCCAAUGGGUCAAAACCAACCAGGGACAGAGACAGGGUUAAAACGGAGCCCCAGACUGCCCACCCUGGCUUUGUGUUCCUCGAGAACAGGGAUUAGAGAGUGCAACUCACAGGUUCAAGGCCAACACAGGACACCACCGAUGCUUCUCCACACUUAGCCUGGCAGUGCUGGAAAGGACACAAGGGACACCCAGCCAUGCUGCUGGGCUCUGGAAUCAUUUGGGUCUGAGAUGUAAAUAAACGUUGUUUGGGGGGAGGGCGUUGUUUUUUCCUCCCUAACUAUUUUGAAAACUCUCACUGAGGAAUGUCCAAUAGGACAGGGGUUAAAGGGACUACUGCAGAGCAAGGCGGAGAGGGCAGGGGACCCCUGUAGUGGGGCUUUUGCCACUGUCACCUGCUUGUUCCCUCAGGUCUGCAGGAUCACCACCUCUCAUGGGGCCUUUUUGUUUCUUGGUGAAUGUCAACCAGCUUACCCAGGAGACUGGGGGAGCCUGUGCUAGUGGACAGGGGUCUGAAGUACACUGGAAUUUAUUGAGAAACUUGUUUGUAAAGACUAUAGUUAACUAUUGCAUUUUCUUAUAAAAUAUAUUUUGGAAAACUGUACACUGUCAAUUAAAAGGCUUUUGUGUAA
Mesocricetus auratus (golden hamster) is the source of this 5654-nucleotide messenger RNA. It is a transcript of the gene Podxl, whose product is annotated as podocalyxin like. NCBI's taxonomy places the organism in Eukaryota, Metazoa, Chordata, Mammalia, Rodentia, Cricetidae. The transcript has 9 exons. Bases 1 to 2070 code for a protein of 689 amino acids. The record is from RefSeq and is a predicted model, not a curated record. Gene Ontology annotation, cellular component: apical plasma membrane; microvillus membrane. Gene Ontology annotation, biological process: negative regulation of cell-cell adhesion; cell migration; positive regulation of cell-cell adhesion mediated by integrin.